AAUAUUCGAAUAACAAGUCAAUAGAUGGGUUGUCUACCUAUACCCUUACCUGGUCGCAAGAAAUCCGAGUGCAUUAUUGCAAAAGUGGGUGAGAGAGACGAAAUGUGGCAGGAUUUGCAGACGGGUCAGACAAUAUCUGGUUACCAAGCCCAGCUCUAUAGAACAUCCUACUUUUUAAAAUUCAGUUUUAUUUUAUUUAUCUAUUGUAGCUCACAGUUUGUAACAAGCCUAAAGUGUCAAAGCUGGUUGAGAUCAGAAUAAGGGUAAGGAGAGGGAGAGGCAAGGGGCACAGCUCGUGUCAAGCGAGAGAAAGUGGGUGGAAUUUUUUUCCACCCACUUUUCACCUCUGUGUUUGUCCUGAUGAUGAGUCGGGUAAAACAGCGUCACGGCCCGAGAAAACGGUAUUAGACUACAGCUGACGGUCGGGUGCGUGCCCGCGUGUGACGGCCUAACUACCCCUUUACACCUGGCCAGGUAAGCUGGUGCUUUGCUGUCCUUUUUCACGGUCGUUUUCCAGGGAAAGUGUUGCUGCUGAUGAACGCCAGGAGCAGCCAAUGCUAAAGGAAAAAGUCCAGCUGCUUCCUCGACUUUCUUUUCAUUUUACCACUUGUCGUCUGUUUUACCUGUGGCUGAAAAAAAGUGUUGCCUGCGACGAAACUAUACAGUCGAGCUACAGAGGCUGCACCUUGUUAGCGUAGGUAAAGCUUUUCACCUGUUGCCACCUUGUAAAAAGCUGUGAUGUCGAGCCUUCUCUGUGUCUACACAGUCGUUACACAUUCUCCGCGAUUGCCCCUUUCGAGUUCGUUGAGAGCAUAAUCGUCGAUUCCAGGGAGACUACUGUAACUGCUGUGUCGCGGUCAUCUAAAAUUGAGACUACAGAACUUUGUUACAUCUUUACUAAAUUUUUGUGAGGUAUUUUUAAAUUUUGUUUUUAUUCUUUGACGGAACAUUUGCUUCUUCUCACAUUUCUCAGAGAAAUCUUUCAAAAUGUCUAUCGGAAAUCCUUCCUCGAAGAUAAAUUUAGUCCAUAUGGCUCUGGCGCUGGCGGUGUUGCUCCAGCCAUCUGAAAACGGUGCACGAGCUCAGAUAUCUUCACCAACAGUUGCAUCACAGCUGGCUGAGCACUACGGUCAGGGCAUCGCUCAGAUCAUCAUCAUUAACUUCAACUUCUUCAUCGGAAAUCCCUCGGCACUCGAAACCUAUCUACUGCGUCUACGACAACAAGGGAGAUUAUCGAGGUUGUGCUUGUAUAUACCACAAAAUACAAAGUGCCUGAAUCCAAGAUUCGGUGUGUUCACACAAACACAGCUGAUUGUAAAUUACCUGAAGGCUGAGUGCUGCACACCAGGUAUAAUGACUCUCCCGCCAUCUACAUCAGCGCCGCGAACGACACCCAGUUCAAUACCAACUACAGCAAGUUCGACAUCGAGUACACAGUGCGGCAGGGUAUCGCCGAUCUUGCCUAAGAUUAUCCAGGGUGACAAGGCGCUGGCUGGACAGUUCCCUUGGGCCUGCAUGUUGCUAGGAGACGGUGUGCAGCAGUGUGGCUGUGUCAUCAUUGAUAGGACCCACGUGCUUACAGCUGGCCACUGUUUAAAUGGGCAGGUUGAGGACAACUUACUGACUGACCGUGGCUUCGAAGUGAUCGCUGGCAAGUUGUACACAGACUUGGAGCGGGUGGAUCGCUCAGAACAAAGGAUUCGCGUGGUGAGCGGCAAGCGCCACGAAAAUUACGACCCGAGUCUUUUGAUCAACGACAUCGCGGUCCUGCUGCUAGAGAGCCCGCUCACCUACACCGACUACGUGUCUCCGGUGUGUCUACCACCUUCAGUCGCUGACCUGCCCUCGCCCUGCACGCUGGCCGGAUACGGCACUAUUUCCUUCACGGGCCCAGUGGCUGAGCAACUGAUGUUUGAAGAAAUCCAAACAUACACAGCUGAGACGUGUCUCCAGACAUUCCAGGCCACCACACCCUACAAUAUUAGUAUUUACCUGACCCCGGGGGUCAUCUGCGCAGCAAACGGUACCGCAGGAGGCAAGGAUGCAUGUCGAGGUGACUCUGGCAGUCCACUAAUGUGCAAGCUGAACACCCACUAG
Molecule: messenger RNA, 2097 nt
Organism: Pomacea canaliculata
Lineage: Eukaryota; Metazoa; Mollusca; Gastropoda; Architaenioglossa; Ampullariidae
Product: trypsin-1-like
Exons: 8
Coding region: 988-2097 (369 amino acids)
Biological process (GO): proteolysis
Molecular function (GO): serine-type endopeptidase activity
Source: RefSeq, a predicted model, not a curated record